CAUGGAGGCGGAGCAGAGGCCGGCGGCGGGGGCCGGCGACGGGGCGACCCCUGGGCUGGAGGCAGCGCCUCCCACUGCCCCGGCGCCUGCGACCGUGGCCUCCGGUCCGACCCCCGGGUCGGGACCCGAGCCCAAGAGGAGGCGGCUCAGGACGUUGCUGCAGCCCACGGUCAACAAGUUCUCCCUUCGCGUGUUCGGCAGCCACAAAGCAGUGGAAAUCGAGCAGGAGCGAGUCAAGUCAGCGGGGGCCUGGAUCAUCCACCCCUACAGCGACUUCCGGUUUUACUGGGACCUGAUCAUGCUGCUGCUGAUGGUGGGGAACCUCAUCGUGCUGCCCGUGGGCAUCACGUUCUUCAAGGAGGAGAACUCCCCACCCUGGAUCGUUUUCAACGUCCUUUCUGACACCUUCUUCCUGCUGGACCUGGUGCUCAACUUCCGCACGGGCAUAGUGGUGGAAGAGGGCGCCGAGAUCCUGCUGGCACCGCGGGCCAUCCGCACACGCUACCUGCGCACCUGGUUCCUGGUUGACCUCAUCUCCUCCAUCCCUGUGGAUUACAUCUUCCUGGUGGUGGAGCUGGAGCCGCGACUGGACGCCGAGGUCUACAAGACAGCGCGGGCCCUGCGCAUCGUGCGCUUCACCAAGAUCCUCAGCUUGCUGCGGCUGCUCCGCCUCUCCCGCCUCAUCCGUUACAUCCAUCAGUGGGAGGAGAUCUUUCACAUGACCUAUGACCUGGCCAGCGCAGUGGUUCGCAUCUUCAACCUCAUCGGGAUGAUGCUGCUGCUGUGUCACUGGGACGGCUGCCUGCAGUUCCUGGUCCCCAUGCUGCAGGACUUCCCUCCCGACUGCUGGGUCUCCAUCAACCGCAUGGUGAACCACUCGUGGGGCCGCCAGUAUUCCCACGCCCUGUUCAAGGCCAUGAGCCACAUGCUCUGCAUUGGCUAUGGGCAGCAGGCACCCGUGGGCAUGCCAGACGUCUGGCUCACCAUGCUCAGCAUGAUCGUGGGCGCCACUUGCUACGCCAUGUUCAUCGGCCACGCCACGGCUCUCAUCCAAUCCCUUGACUCCUCCAGGCGCCAGUACCAGGAGAAGUAUAAGCAGGUGGAGCAGUACAUGGCCUUCCACAAGCUGCCGGCAGACACACGGCAGCGCAUCCAUGAGUACUAUGAGCACCGCUACCAAGGCAAGAUGUUCGACGAGGAAAGCAUCCUAGGGGAGCUGAGCGAGCCUCUUCGGGAGGAGAUCAUUAACUUCACCUGCCGGGGCCUGGUGGCCCACAUGCCGCUGUUCACCCACGCCGACCCCAGCUUCGUCACGGCGGUGCUUACCAAACUGCGCUUUGAGGUCUUCCAGCCGGGGGACCUCGUGGUGCGUGAGGGCUCCGUGGGCAGGAAGAUGUACUUCAUCCAGCACGGGCUGCUCAGUGUGCUGGCGCGUGGCGCCCGGGACACCCGCCUCACUGACGGAUCCUACUUUGGGGAGAUCUGCCUGCUGACCCGCGGCCGGCGCACGGCCAGCGUGCGGGCUGACACCUACUGCCGCCUCUACUCGCUCAGCGUGGACCACUUCAACGCUGUGCUGGAGGAGUUCCCCAUGAUGCGCCGGGCCUUCGAGACCGUGGCCGUGGACCGGCUGCGCCGCAUCGGCAAGAAGAAUUCCCUUCUGCAGCGGAAGCGCUCCGAGCCCAGCCCGGGUAGCAGCGGGGGCAUCGUGGAGCAGCACCUGGUGGAACACGACAGGGACAUGGCUCGGGGUGUUCGAGGCCUGGCCCCGGGCACGGGGGCUCGGCUCAGUGGAAAGCCGGUGCUGUGGGAGCCACUGGUGCAUGCGCCCCUGCAGGCAGCCGCUGUGACCUCCAACGUAGCCAUUGCCCUGACCCACCAGCGGGGCCCUCUGCCCCUCUCCCCUGACUCUCCAGCCACCCUCCUGGCCCGCUCUGCUCGCCGCUCAGCAGGCUCCCCAGCCUCCCCCCUUGUGCCUGUCCGAGCUGCCCCUCUGCUGGUCCGGGGGCCAUGGGCAUCCACCUCCCGCCUGCCUGCCCCUCCUGCCCGAACCCUCCAUGCCAGCCUGUCCCGGGCGGGGCGUUCCCAGGUCUCCCUGCUGGGCCCCCCCCCAGGAGGAGGUGGACGGCGGCUAGGACCUCGGGGCCGUCCACUCUCAGCUUCCCAACCCUCUCUGCCUCAGCGGGCAGCCGGGGAUGGCUCUCCUGGCCGGAAGGGCUCAGGAAGUGAGCGCCUGCCCCCCUCAGGGCUGCUGGCCAAGCCUCCAGGGACAGCCCAGCCCCCCAGGCCACCAAUGCCUGAGCCAGCUGCCCCACGGGGUCCCCAGCUCUCUGCCAACAUGUGAAACCCUU
Molecule: messenger RNA, 2351 nt
Organism: Trichechus manatus latirostris (Florida manatee)
Lineage: Eukaryota; Metazoa; Chordata; Mammalia; Sirenia; Trichechidae
Gene: HCN3
Product: hyperpolarization activated cyclic nucleotide gated potassium channel 3
Exons: 8
Coding region: 2-2344 (780 amino acids)
Biological process (GO): sodium ion transmembrane transport; regulation of membrane depolarization; potassium ion transmembrane transport
Cellular component (GO): axon; dendrite; membrane
Molecular function (GO): voltage-gated potassium channel activity
Source: RefSeq, a predicted model, not a curated record